This is a messenger RNA of Clupea harengus (Atlantic herring), 735 nucleotides long. RefSeq lists its product as uncharacterized. Lineage: Eukaryota; Metazoa; Chordata; Actinopteri; Clupeiformes; Clupeidae. The record is from RefSeq and is a predicted model, not a curated record. The transcript has 10 exons. Bases 133 to 735 code for a protein of 200 amino acids.
AGUUAUGCUAGGCAUGUGUUAGGCACCAUAUCUUUCGAUGACGCGGUGGGCGUUUGUCGGUGCUUUCGUGCAUGUGACGUGAGAGUGUGUAGAUACGGUUUGACUUUGGGAGAAGGCAGUCGCAAACUGACCAUGGCUGCUCCAGUAAUAAUUUGUAUUGCAAUCGCUGCCAGUGGGACAACCUUGUGCACUGUGCAGAAUGUGCCAGAAUCCCAUCUGAACCACCCAGAGUGUGAGCAGGACUGGAGCACUGUGCCGGACAACAAAAGCAUUGGACAAUACCCAGAAAAAAACUUCAUGGACCCUGGCAUCAAUGUUACACGGAACAGUUUGGUCACGAAGAGACCAGUGAAUCUGUUAUGGUCUAUCUCUUGUUCCGGCAAAUAUUCGGACAAAUAUCGAGCAUCAUAUGUGGUCCCUGCCUCACCAGGUGGAAGCGCUUCACAGACUAAUUCCAAUACAUCUGUGGGCCCUACCUCACCUGGUGGAACCACCUCUCAGAGUAAAUUGACGUUAGCUGCCGCUGUAGGCGUCCCUCUGGUCAUGUUGUUGGUUGUUUUUUUGGUUGCUUUCUUGCUUUGCCGACAGCGUGAGCAACACCAGAGGGUACCCAAUGAGAGGUCCACUGAUCCAGAGCAAUUGAGACCCCUUGAUGAUGAGUCUGAGAGUAAGCCCGGGCCCCCUCUCUCUGAGAGAGGACCCGUGCUUCUCUCCGACCUGCUGGAACGUGGGUGA